CCGAAAAGAACAUUGCAUUUAUCAAAAAAAAAUAAAUACUAGACUAUAACGGGACACUGCCAAAGGAAAUUUAAAUAAACUUUAAAAAAGGAAGCAAACAAAAUCAAGAAGAGGCAUCCCUCUUAACAUAUCGAAACAAUCAAAAAGUAAAUAUCGAAAUCAAGAUCAAAAAUGAACUCGAAACACAGUUCGCUGGAGGAGAAAGUGAAACUGCCGCCCACGGAGACAAUAAGCCGAUGCUACCAGCCGCAGCAGAGCAACCGCAAGGUCAUCCGCAUCCUGACCGUCGCCGUUUACGUCCUUUGCGUUUCGCUGGCGGCCAUCAUGCUAUCCCUGUACUACAUCUUCAUCUGGGACCCUACCAUUCGCCCCUUUGUCACCAAGGCCACGCACUGCGAUAAAAUUGUGAUACCCGAAAAAAUAGCCAUUCGCCUCCUGAACUCAUCGGAAGUGACCGCGGAGCAGUUCUACAAGCACAUCCUCGAGCAGUACCGUAUCCUCAGUCACAUGCAGCAACAACGCCAGCAGAUACUGCAGCGUCAACAUCUGCAGCUGCAGCAAUUGGAAGCAAACAAUCGCUUCCAGGAGGUCUUUGCAACGGCAACUAUUAUCCAGGCACAUCCGCAUCCCCAUCCACAUCCCAGAGAGCCGCCUAAGAAACCGCUAUUAGGUCCAUAUACCCCGGUACCAGGAAAUAUGAGUCAUAUGAUGGGUGGCGAUCAGUCUGAAUCUGAACCUGAUCCGGCUCAUUUACCUCUACUCUUGGACACCUCACCCCCGGUGGAUGUUAAUGGAAUGGGUCAUCUAAAGCGUAAGACACAUCGUGGUCACUACAAACACCAUAGGGCUCGGGCCGGUGGCCAAAAGAAAUUGUCCAUUGCCAACUCGAUUGUCAGUGCCGUGGGUGCCAGUUCAACGCCGAGCACUACUAGCGGAGGAGAUACAUCGCUGGCCAUGGCCACGGCGGCUACUUUGCCACAUAACUAUAUGGACACACCAUUAAAUCCGGCGGCGGGAACCAUUGUUCAGCCACCACAACUGCAGCUAUACACCUCGAUGCCCAUUCCCUUGAUCCUGAGCCCCAGUGAGGAGAAGCGUCCUUUACAUCAUAACCAUGGUCAUGUGCACGGCGAUCGGCGGGGCGGGGCACAAUCUGGCGGACGACGAAGGACCACUACGGCCUCAGUUUCCGGCUACGAAGCCCAAACCUACCUCAAUCCGUUCCUCACCGGCGAGCUGAUCUUCGAGAAGUAAGGGAUUGAAACCGUUUAGGUAGUCUGAGGUUCAUAGGUUUUUUUUUUUGUAUGGCAUAUAGAGGGAAAUACACUAAAGCCAAGAUCGGACAUGGAGAUUAGCUCACAGAAAUGGUAAAUGUCGAGAAAUAAAAGGACAAAAUAUUGGACAUUAAUACCUUCCAUACCUGAUCAUACCUAUAUCAAUGGAGAAACUGUUUAGAGGGGCAGAACUACUCACAAUAAUUCGGUUAAGCUCAGUACUGGGAUAAGAUAUAGUUAUAUAUUUUAAUCUUGGUUAUAUAUCUCAAAUUUUAGGCAUUUCUUAUUGAAAUUUAAGUUCUUUUAUAAGUAAAAUAUGUUUGCAAUUGAAAAUCUUUAAAGCUAUAAUGUAAUCCAUAAUCAAAUCAAGUAACUUUUUUCCUCUAAAGUAAACCCGCUUAUAUCAGUACUGAGCUAUAAUUUGGUCUAUAUAUACAGAGCCAGGCCCGGCCACAUAUAGAGGUUAAUAAAUGUUAUGUACUGCAAAAGGAUAGUUGGAAACCAUAGCUAAACUAUAGUCGAUGUACCAAACCACAACAAACGAACCACUCAACAAAACAAAAUACACUCGAAAAUGAGAGAUUCACACUCACACACACACACACACGCAUAAUACGGGACCCACUUCAGUAGAAAGUCACUCGAUAUCAGCGAUCACUGAUCACGGAUCACGGAUCAGGGAUCACACACAGGCGGCUCACCUCACCAAGCUCAGCAGCAAACUCACCCCACCUAGGACACUGCUUCCAGGCAGCUAGCGAACGCUACACCAACUACAAUAAUUAGCCAAACCCCUAGAGUAACCAGUUUACCAGUAACCAGUAAUUAGUAAUCAAUUACCCAGUAACCCAUCCAAGGAGUAUAUAUACCCCCUGAAAACGGGGAAGCGGAUCAAUGUCACUAUAACUCAGCAUCAGAAUGAAUCACACUUUACCCACACACACACCAAAGAGGACUUUGUCAUUGCCAGAUAUCGGUUAUGUGCGGGAUUAUAUAAUAUCUGGGUUCUAACUACCUAAAGUGAUCUCUUUGCCACAUAAACUUAAAAACAAUAUUAUGAAAAGAUUGGCAUGUUUGGUUAUGGCAAUGUUGAACCGGAGAUUUCUACACGAGGUGGCCAAUAAAUAAUAAUAAGCUGACGUAUUACCUAUAGUCACAAGAUAAAACCCGGCGUGCUCAAGUCAAGAACAAAUAUAUAGUUGCAUAUAUAGGGCACAUAACCGAUGUGUGUGACGUGACAUUGGCUUGGUCUCUAUUCACAUACUUUAACACUAAAUGCAAACCUAUCAAAAACCAAAUACACUAAGCGAAAAAGCGGGAAAGAUAGUUGAAAGAAAGAUGAGGAAAGUGAAAAGGAAAAGGAGUAUUAGAAAGAGAGAGAGAUAUAUAGAACAACUGCAUCUGCAUCCAAAGACACGAGAAUUGAAUUCAUCAAUAAUAACAUACCUAUAAACGAUAUGCAUACAAUAUAGAAUUGAAUCUGUAACUGAUGGGCAUAUACCGCAUAUAUAUCUUAUAUACCGCAUAUAUCUUAUAUAUGUAUACCAAGAAAAACAAAGUCAUUUUGGCAAUAAUAAAGCAUAGCAAACAAAAACUAA
Messenger RNA from Drosophila eugracilis, 2872 nucleotides. RefSeq names its product mediator of RNA polymerase II transcription subunit 29 (gene inaF-D). The record is from RefSeq and is a predicted model, not a curated record. Lineage: Eukaryota; Metazoa; Arthropoda; Insecta; Diptera; Drosophilidae. The transcript has 2 exons. Bases 172 to 1254 code for a protein of 360 amino acids.